Messenger RNA from Nematostella vectensis (starlet sea anemone), 1186 nucleotides. RefSeq names its product sideroflexin-5. Gene Ontology annotation, biological process: monoatomic ion transport; mitochondrial transmembrane transport. The coding region runs from base 74 to 1075 and encodes 333 amino acids. The transcript has 14 exons. Gene Ontology annotation, cellular component: mitochondrial inner membrane. The record is from RefSeq and is a predicted model, not a curated record. Gene Ontology annotation, molecular function: monoatomic ion transmembrane transporter activity. Lineage: Eukaryota; Metazoa; Cnidaria; Anthozoa; Actiniaria; Edwardsiidae.
GGCACAGUCCCCUCUCUUUUUACGUUUCGCGCGCAAAUGCUGUUUACAUUAGUCAGCGGUUUCAGAUAUCAAGAUGGCGGACCGUGGCAACUCAGAUGUUUUGAGGUCUGAAGGUUUUCCUCCAUUUUCUCUGGUCCAGCCCCGAUUUGACCAGGGGACAUAUAUUGGAAGAUUGUACCGAUGCUUUGAUAUCACGGAUCCUAGGACACUCUUUACAAGUGAGUCAAAGCUUCAGUCAUCCAUCAAGUUGCUGGAAGAUUUUAAGAAGCAGCAACUAGUUCCAGGUACCACAGAUAAACAAUUAUGGGAGGCACGGAAAAUAAAAGAGGCUAUUAUUCAUCCAGAUACAAAUAGCAAAGUGCUGAUGCCAUUCCGCAUGUCAGGUUAUGUACCGUUUGGCACAAUAACUGUAGUUGGAAUGCUUCUGCCUGCCCCGGGGUUAAAAACAGUCAUAUUUUGGCAGUGGUUAAAUCAAAGUCAUAAUGCUGCAGUCAAUUUUUCAAACCGAAAUGCAAGCAAGGAGACCCCAACCAGUAGAUUCCUUUUGAGCUACUUAGGAGCAAUAACCAGUGCUGUUACAAUAGCUGUUGGUUUGAGUAUGGUUGUUCAGAAGGCAAAGUUUUCCACGCCUGUCAUGAGAGGGUUGAUGCAGAGACUUGUAGCUUUUCCUGCCACAGCUGCUGCAAACAUUUGUAAUGUUGUGCUGAUGAGGAAUCAUGAAUUGUUUACUGGAAUCGAGGUUAAAGACAAGGAGGGCAACAUCGUUGGCACCUCAAAAAUCGCCGCCAAAAAUGCUAUAUUUGAGACGACCCUUACCCGAAUCAUCCUACCAGCUCCUUUACUUGUUGGCCCAGCACUGAUAAUGGCCCCUCUUGAAAGGACAAAUUUCCUCAAGGCUCGACCCAGACUCCAUCUUCCUGUACAGGCCGCAGUAUGCGUUGCAGUGUUUGGCCUGGCACUACCACUAGCAAUAGCCAUGUUCCCACAAGUAUCUGAGGUUUUCACAAAGGACCUUGAGCCGGAAAUCCAAGCGAGCACAAAGGAAGCAAAGUUGUUUUACAACAAAGGCUUAUAGCUUUGCGUGGAUGGCACCACAGGUGGACGAAUGGCAUUUUCAAGCAAUCCGUGUGUUGUACAUAUGUAUCUGAUUAAAGUAUUUUGCUGAAAGACUUUGAGCAUAUUCUUA